Messenger RNA from Mytilus trossulus (common blue mussel), 6596 nucleotides. RefSeq names its product N-acetylated-alpha-linked acidic dipeptidase 2-like. NCBI's taxonomy places the organism in Eukaryota, Metazoa, Mollusca, Bivalvia, Mytilida, Mytilidae. Gene Ontology annotation, molecular function: carboxypeptidase activity. Bases 193 to 2169 code for a protein of 658 amino acids. The record is from RefSeq and is a predicted model, not a curated record. The transcript has 12 exons.
AUAAAGUUAUAAAAACAGAUCAAAGUUUACCUGUACAACGAAAAAACGAUAUCAUAGACAGAAAUUGAAAUUUUGAGUGAUUUAAACCCUUUUCAGUAUAAGUCAUGAAUUAAACUUUGAGAUUGUCCCCAAAAUCAAUAAUGAAGUGCCUCAGGUGAAACUCUCAAUUAUAACUUCAGUAUUUACGCGGAAAUGGCGAAUGCAAGUUCGUUUACAAAAUACAGAAGUUGGAGUACUGUGUCGGAUGAUCCUAAUGAUGUAGGGAGAAUUUAUACACCCGAUACUCCAGCCCAAAAGAAACUUAAAAGAACUUUUAGCACAUGGGCAUUUUCUUUGAUUAUUUUGAGCUUAAGUGUUAUGUUUUUAGUCGGAUUAAUGGUUGGAUAUUUUUUGAAAGAAUCUCAUGAAGAUGAAAGCAGUUUUGGAAAAAGAAGAGAUAAAAUUGACACUCACAUGCUCCACUCUGUACAUGAAAACAUCAUGUAUUUUAUUUCAAAUGACAAUGUUCGAAAAAUAUCAAGAGAUUUGAAGUUACUAAAAGAUGUAAGACAAACAGAAUAUGUAAAGAAAGAAUUACAGACAUAUGGAUUGGACCGUGUAGAAGUCCAGGAAUAUGAUGUAGUGGUGACAUAUCCAGAUCCAGAUAGACCAAAUCAGCUAGUAGUCAUUAAUUCCUCUGGCCGGGUGGUGAAGAAUGUGACACUGAGUAGAUCCAAGGUCACCAAUAAAGUAGAAGAAAUAAUUGAGGAUGGGAGGGGAGAAAAUGUUAAAAGGCUGUCACCAAAUGAAGUUGAGGGAGAGCUAGUAUAUGGUGAUUAUGGUAGAAAUAUAGACUUAGUGAGGAAGAAUAGAUCUAUGUCUCUCCAGGGCAAGGUAUUAAUGAUCCGACAAGGAGAAGUAUCCAUAAAAGAAAAGAUUAGAAAUGGGAUGACCUUUGGUGUGAGAGGUAUAUUGAUACAAAAUGCAGAAGAGGAAAACAUAGCUGACAUCACAGACUGUCUAGAUACAAGCCAACAGUAUCCAUUUCCAGUACAGAUAUUAUCCAGAAAUAUUUCUGAACAGUUACUGAUGAUUUAUGCAACACAAAAUAGAAAUAUAUCUGUAAGAUUGGUGUCAAAUUAUAUACAGAUUACACAGAGUGUCAAGAAUGUGGUCGGCAGUAUAACAGGAGAUUUAGAAAGAGAUAGAUUUAUCCUGAUUGGAGCCUCUAGAUCACAUCUACAAGUAGGUACCAGCUACCUGUUAGAGCUAGCCAGAAGUUUUAAAGACAUGCAGAGAGGAAAUGGAUGGACUCCAUGGAGAAGUGUUAAAUUUUGUUCUUGGGACCAUGAUGGCAUCUCAGAUUUGGGUUUUAGUCAGUACCUAAAGAUGCAGACUAUGUCCACUCAAUCCUCAGCUGUAGCAUACAUUGACCUUGACCUUGGACAGAUCAAUAAUGGAUCCCAUUGGUUACACUUAGCAGGAAGUUCAAUGUUCUCUGACCUUGUCACCAGUGUGGUAAAGGAGGUUCCAGAUCCAAAUAAUGAUAAUUUAGUAUUAGAGAACACAUGGGAUGGUUUGUUACACAGUAUGAAAACAGAGACCAGGAUCCAGCAGUUUGGUGUACCAGUCUUUCAUGCUUCUGUAUCACAGACAAAUAACCUAACUCAGACAUCAGACGAUGAUCACCACCACAUGUACAGUCUAGCAGCAGCAAGAGUUGCUUCCCUUGUAACACUUAGACUUUUGGAUGAGGAACUUCUACCAUUCAAUAUAACCUUCUAUACUAGUAAAGUUUAUAAUGCUAUAAUAAAAACUGUGAUGUUGAUUAGAGAAAGCAGUUCAAAACUUUUAAGUACAGAUAGUAUACUAGAACAAGCAAGUGAACUGAAGAAUGCAGGAAAGACAUUUACUGAAUACAUUCCACAACUUUUAAAAUCAAAGGAUCGUUUAGCAGUCAGAAGAAUUAAUGAUGCAAUAAUGAAAUUACAGAGAAUACUAUUAAUGCCAAAUAAAUACAGAUCUCAUUACUCUAUUUUAAAAGACAGUAAAACAGAGGGACUUUCGUCUUCCAUUAAAAAUUUGUUACCAUUAGCAACUGUAACUAAUGACUACAGCCAAAUACAAUGUUUAUUAAAAAGCAUUGGACAAAUUUUACAAGAAGCAAUAUUUUGUUUGCAAAGUAUUUGAUGUAUGUUUCAAUACUGUGAUUUUAAUUGUAUGAAUGGUGAUCAAAGAAUGGAUGAGUUGUACAAUGUUUUCUUUCCAGUAUUUAUAUGCAUUAAUCUGCAUAUUGAUUUCUACUUUAAUUUCUGAGAACUGCAGUACAGGACCAUUGGAAUGAAUUUUGGAUUCGUAAUGUGAAGUUUUUAAGAAGAGAAGUUGAAUAAUGUUCAUUUAUUUUGCAAUGAAAGACAGUUCACUAAAAGUUAUACAGUUUUAAAAACUUGUAUAAGAAUAAAUGUAAAUUGUAACAUUUCAUAAAGCCAGUGCAACAUUUUCAAACACUAGCAAAUGAUUUUGUUUAUAUAAUUAGUGGAUGUGAUGUUAAUUUAUAUUUAAAUCUAGGUUUUGGUUUUAUAUGAUAGAUUUUAUAUCUAGUAGCCCAAUCAUUUAGAAAUUUGAUAUACAGUCUUUUGGGACAAAAAUAUAUAUCCAAAUUAAUUUUAUGAAUUCCAACUUAAGUAACUAAAAAAAAACGAAAAUAAAUGGAAAUAUUUUCACAACCUAUUAAUAAAAGAUUAAAUUUCUGUAAAGUUUAUGAAUAAAUUCCAAUUGUUAUUGUAAUUUCUCUUAUUUAGUAUUUAAGGAACACUGCCAAAGCAGCCAGGAUAUUAAAUAAACGCAGGUUUAUCUGCAAUUUGUACAUUUUCACUUUGAUUCUACUGCCUAGAUAGAAUGUUUGACGGAGGAGAUGCAUUUUUGGAAAUUUUAGGCAAUGAUGUCACAUAACAAUGGAUCACCAUUAAAUUUUUAUGUCAGUCUGUGUCAUUCUAUCAAUGAAUAGCAUGGACCUUUAUUCAUUCAACCUCAGAACUUUAACAAUGCUUUAAACUCUUGAAAACAGUUUUGGCAGCUACAUCAUGUAACCUCAUAUUCAAAACAAAAACCCAAAAAAUAAAAGUUAAGACAAAUGGCAAAUAAAAAUAAAGAUUGCUUUUUAUUUUUGAAUUGUUACUUUAUUAACUAGAAUAUCAGCUUGCCUUAAGGCUCAAUAUUCAUGUUGAUAAAGUCACUAUUAAAAAGAAAACAUAAGUCUAUGUGAUAUUACUAGCUUCUGUGGUCAUAUCAUGCUGUUCUAGGUGUGUAGACCUUUAUUUAAGUGUUCUAUGGAAUAUUUGAUUUUUCUUGUUGUUGCUCAAGAUAGUGUAGACUGUAAAAGUGAGUGUUUCAGAAUACAUUAUGAAGAUAAAUGAAUGAGAGUCUGUUUCACUCAAUGUUUGAAUGAAAGAGAAAUUUGACAUGUGUAAAAGAGAAAGAAUGAAUAAACAAACAAAUUUUAUUUUCAUGAAAGGCAGCAAUGUUUUUAUUUGAAAGGUUAGCCCAAUUGUUUAGUCCAUUCAUCAAGGUAGAGGAUUUUAAAGACAAUUUAGAAUUCAUAACAAGCCAUGCAUUCUUGAAUAAUUUUUGUAAUUGUAAGUUGUAUAUUAUUAUUGUAUGAUGGUCAAACCAAUGAUAGUUUAUUUCAAUACAAAUGUGUAAUGUGUGUUUCUUGCUAUGCAAAUUGUAUUUUUUGCCAUGCAAAUUGUAUUUUUUGCCACCAAUUGGUUAUGUUAUAAUAGAUUUGGUCACACAGAUGAUAAAGAUAUUGUCUAAUGAUUUGUUUUUAUUUAAAAUGAAUAUGAUAUAGAAUAUCCCGAUGAGAUUUGUUUAAAUGUUUGGUUUAUCUUGCCAAUUAUGUUGCAGUUGUGAUGACUUUACACUGCUAUUUUCAUAUGCCAAUUUAUUUAUUUUUUUGUGACUUGCAUGAUUUUUAUUUUUCCUGAGCACGUUUUUUCAUUCUUGUAAUUAGUAUUUUGUCUUUCCAUCAUUUAACAAAAUAUGGUCUGAAAUGUAUUAUUCUGUGUAAGCAGAGUAUAAAAUGUUAUUUGAAGAUAAAAGGUUUUAACAUAGUUUCUUUCAUAUUGAUUUAUAUUCAUGGUAAAAAUAACAACAAUUGGACUUAACUAAUGACUUGUGACAGUUUAGUUGACCCUUAUUUUUCAAUAGAAUAUCUAACAGCAUUUAUUUACAUUUGAUCUAGAUAUCAAGAUUUUUUUUAACAAAAAUUAAAUAGUCUAUUUGUUUUGACAAGGAAAGAAGAAAAUGUAAAAAUUGAAACCAAAAUAAUCAUGGUCAGAAAUCCAUAAAAGGCAGCCAUUUCAGACCCAAAUCCAUUCGAGUCAGUCACUUGUGCCACAAAUCCAUUAUAGGCAGCCUCUAGCUGCAAAUCCACAAAACGCAGCCUUUAAGGCCACACAUCCAUUUUAGCUAACCCCUAAAGCCACAAAUCCAUAAAAGGCAGCCAUUAAGGCCACACAUCCAUUGUAGGUAACCCCUUAAGCUACUAAUCCAUAAAAAGCAGCCAUAAAUGCCACACAUCCAUUGUAGGCAGCCACUAAAGCCACAAAUCCAUGAUUGGUUUCACUCAAGUCACACAUUAAUUUUUGGUAUCCAGCAAAGUCACAAAUCCAUGAGGCCAAUUUUUUUAAAAAGUUUUAAGGAAAUUAAAAAAGUUAAAAUUCUCAUCAUCCCAUUAUGCCUAACAUUUUCAAAUUUAAUUGUUUGAUGGAGUUGAUGGUUUUUUUUACAUUUCUCUACCAUAUUGAUGCCAUUUUGUUAUUUAGCACUUACAUCCACACGACUUUGUUAUGUUUUUUAGGUUCAAAUGAUGGUCUUACUCUAUCUUAACAAGGUUUGGGAAAAUGUAUAGCUGUUAUUUUUCAAGGGUGUAAUAUUCAACGAUUUUCAUUGAGUAUUGGUAUACAAAAUAUUUUGGCAGUUAUGAUUUUGGAGGAUUUAUCAAUACCUUUGCUUGUACAGUUUUAAAAUGGCAGAUUUAUUAUGUUGAUUUUGUUCUAUCUGUGAAAGGAAGUAAAGAUUUACACCCUGCGAAAUAACCCAUUAUAAGGUUUAUGCCUGUUUUACACACUGAUCAUACUAAUUUUUUUUUUUCCAUGAUUACAUGUAUAUGCACAGAUCUCAGAUUGAACCAAAAUUUGUUCUUCCCAUAUAAUUAAUUUGUUGUAUUAUUUGUUGUUUGUGCCAAAACCUACUGGGUUGUGCAAUGAGAUGUUGAACCUGAUGUGAACAUUGUAAAUUUUGUAUAUUAUGUUAGUCACUAUGUUUUUAAAUGCAAAACCAGAUAUGUUCAGGCCAUACUAUUUGUUUUAAUGAGCAAAUGAUCUUUUUUUAUUUCUGCAUCUAUAAUUAUAACUUAUAGUUCAAAACAUUAUUGUCUUUCGGCCUACUGAUCUUGUAUUUAAAUUGAUUUUUCAUUUGUUCUAUUGUGAUAAAUCAGAUAAGAGAGAUGAAAUGAAAAGGAAGGAAAGGUGUGAUUUGUUUUGGAACCAUUUUCUUAUUUUAAUUAAAUGAUUUUCCAUUGCAUCAAUAAAUGAGUGAUAUUUAUAAAUUUAUCUAUUUUUCUUUUAUAGAAAAUAACAUGACCCCAAAAUGCUUUAUAGGAAGACUUCAUAAUUUGUUUCCUUCUUAUUUUGACACACUGAUUUUUUUUAAUUGAUGGAGAUUUCUUAAUGGAAAAUAAAAUGAACCACCAACAAUAUUUUUUGAUCAAUUGUCAUGAAAUCUAAAGACUCUGUUAAAAUGACAAGGUUUGCUUCCCUUUGAUUAUGUUAUGGUUGUAUAAUUUAUGAAAUUAUUGAAUUAUGAUAAUGUAAAUUAAAUUGCAUAGGCAAUAGCCACUUUUUAUUUUGAAUUGAAAAUCUUUAAAAAUUGUAUCUCUACAGUAAAAAAUGUGUCUGUUAUAAAUCACUCACACAAAUUAAAGGAAGCUUCUUUUAUCAAUAUGAUAAAUUGAUGAUUUGUUUGAAUUAUUAUUUUUUUUAAUUUUUUUUUAUUUUUUUUUUUUUUUUUUUAUCUCAAACAGUUUAUCCAAUGCUGAUUCUGAAUCCCUUAAAUAUAACAUUUCCUAAGGUGCAUUGGAUAUGAAUUGACCUUAUGGAAGUGCAUGUACAUGUAUAAGACGUUUAUUAAUGUUGAAACAUUUAAAUACAAAAUAAAAUAUGACUUUUGGUCUGUUUUUAUUUUUUCUUAUUUCAACUCUAUUUCAAAUAUUCAUUGAUUUUGCAAAGGGAUUUUUUUAAACUAAAAUAAUUAAACAGAUGUAUUGUUAUUCCUUUGCAUACAUCUUUUUCUAGCCAAGGCAGCUCAAAUGUAUUUACUUAAUGAGAUUGAAAAUUUGGCAGAAUCAAAAUCAGAUUGCAAAACUAAAAGUUUGACAUUUGUUGAAACAAGAGCUAUGCUGAUUGCAUAAAUCUAUAUACUGAUUGACUGUAAGUUCUCUUAAUAUUAGUAUAUUCUUUUUUGGUGAUUGAUCAUUAUUCACUCAUUUGUGUUUUGUUUCAAUGCAAUUUUGUAACUAAUUUCUCUUUAAAGAGAAAAUAAAAUAUAUUUAGAUA